This is a messenger RNA of Cyprinodon tularosa, 2114 nucleotides long. RefSeq names its product gastrula zinc finger protein XlCGF8.2DB-like. The coding region runs from base 292 to 1383 and encodes 363 amino acids. The transcript is spliced from 2 exons. The record is from RefSeq and is a predicted model, not a curated record. Gene Ontology annotation, biological process: regulation of transcription by RNA polymerase II. NCBI's taxonomy places the organism in Eukaryota, Metazoa, Chordata, Actinopteri, Cyprinodontiformes, Cyprinodontidae. Gene Ontology annotation, molecular function: DNA-binding transcription factor activity, RNA polymerase II-specific; RNA polymerase II cis-regulatory region sequence-specific DNA binding. Gene Ontology annotation, cellular component: nucleus.
UUCUCUGACCAGCAGCUCUGUGAGCAGGAGAGGAAUUCCAGUUUGGACCAAGAGGAACCAGAAGCUCUGCAGAUAAAAGAAGAGAAGAAAGAGCCAGAACAUUCCUGGACAAAAGAGGAAACCUUGGAUCUCUCUAUAGACCGCCUGCAGGAUUAUGUUGGAAAAGAGGAGGAUUUGCAGCAGCUCUAUGAACAAGAGAGGAAUUCCAGUUUGGACCAAGAGGAACCAGAAGCUCUGCAGAUAAAAGAAGAGAAGAAAGAACCAGAACAUUCCUGGACAAAAGAGGAAACCAUGGAGCUCCCCAUAGGUGAGCAGGAAGAGCAGCUUGUUCUGAAGCAGCGGACUAAAGAUAAAGGAAAGAAACUGUCCCCAUGUUUGACACGGAAAGAACACUUUCUAAAAAAGAAAAAUGUUAUGGUUCACGUGAAAUCUCACACAGGUCAGAAGAUUUAUGAAUGUUUGUCCUGUGGAAAAAGCUUCACUUAUAAACAUCAUCUUGACACACACAUGAGAAUUCAUACAGGAGAGAAGCCUUUUUCCUGCUCGAUUUGUGGCAAAAGUUUUACUCGAAAACAUCAUUUGACUGGACACAUGAGAAUUCACUCAGAUGAGAAACCUUAUUCCUGUACCAUUUGUAACAAAACUUUUAAUGGGAAGACUACUUUGACUUUUCACAUGAAAAUUCACACAGGUGAGGAUGUAUUUUCCUGUAACAUUUGUAACAAAAUAUUUACUAAAGAACAUCAUUUGACUCGACACAUGGGAAUUCACACAGGAGACAAACCGUUUUCCUGUACCCUUUGUAACAAAAAAUUUAGUCGAGAACAUCAUUUGAUUCGACACAUGACAAUUCACACAUGUGAGAAACCUUAUUCCUGUGACAUUUGUAACAAUAAUUUUACUCGAAAGGAUCAUUUGACUUCUCACAUGAGAAUUCACACAGGUAAGAAACCUUUUUCCUGUACCAUUUGUAACAAGACUUUUACUGACAAGAGUAGUUUGACUUCUCACAUGAGAGUUCACUCAGCUGAGAGGCCUUUUGUAUGUUUGGCCUGUGGAAAAAGCUUCACUGAGAAAUCUAGUGUUGAUAGACACAUGAGAAUUCACAUAGGUGAGAAACCCUUUGUAUGUUUGUCCUGUGGAAAAAGCUUCAGUUACAAGUCUAAUCUUGACAGACACAUGAGAAUUCAUACAGGUGAGAAACCCUUUGUAUGUCUUUUCUGUAGAAAAAGCUUCACUUACAAGUCUAAUUUUGACAGACACAUGAGAAUUCACUCAGUAGAGAAACCUUUUUCCUGUACCAUUUGUAACAAGAAGUUUACUGACGAGAGUCAUUUGACAUCUCACACGAGAAUUCACCCAGGUGAGAAACCGUUCUCCUGAAUGAUUUGUGACAGCGAAUCAUUCAGCGAAUUCGUAACAGCAGUUAGACGCCACAGGAAGGAGCAGUUGAGUCGUUUUCCAUGUUUGGUGAUAAAAUGUCAAUCUAGAAACUGCUUCACCUGGUUGCAUGAGAAAAUCAAGGGUUAAUGGUCUUUUUGGAGUAAAGUUUUUAAGAAAGCCAUUAUUUGGAAACACAUUACAUAGAAACUAGAACAGAUUAGACGUUAUAUUCUAAACCUGAAGUCUCAGAUGAAGAUUUGGGACGUAUAUAAGUGUGUCAUUCUCAGCUAACUAUUAGCUGAUUAAUGUUUUUUAAUGAUUCUUUGAAAGUAUAAUUUUCCUUUGAACUACUUCUAAUAGUUUUGGUCUUGAUUCUUUGGAUGUUAUAUUUUACCUGCUAUGAUUGAAAUGAACUUUAACCUCUUUUAUACCACUGAUUCUAUGUAAUAAGUGUCUAAUAAAGGUGCUGGAGAUCUCAAAGCUCACAUGGACCCUGAAAAACCUGACAAAGCUCUGAGAGGUGAGAGUUAUUCUGCAAAGUUGACUGAGUACUUUGUUAGAAUAUUUGUUGAAGCUGUAUUUUCUAAUAUAGAAGAGGACAUAUUUAGAACAUGAUUUUAUUUAUGUAUUUUAAUAGAGAGCUUUAAUUGUGUAAUUGGUUGUUACAGAUUUUACUACAAAGGUUAUUUCUGUAUCAUUUAGGUAUAAUAAAGCUGUUGAUGAACCUUUGA